Messenger RNA from Siniperca chuatsi (mandarin fish), 1544 nucleotides. RefSeq names its product ladderlectin-like. The transcript is spliced from 9 exons. The coding region runs from base 336 to 1151 and encodes 271 amino acids. The record is from RefSeq and is a predicted model, not a curated record. Gene Ontology annotation, molecular function: signaling receptor activity. Lineage: Eukaryota; Metazoa; Chordata; Actinopteri; Centrarchiformes; Sinipercidae.
GGUAAACAGGAAGUAAAAUGUUGCGUGGAGUCAGUGAGCGAAAACUUAAAAACCUGAUGAUUCUCGGUUUAGUUCUGGAGUUAAAAUCAGCGUCUUUUUUUCUAUGAUUUCUAAGCGGAUUUACGUUUAUUCGCGAUGGACAUCGGAGAUCAUGAUAUCACCGAAAGUGUCUGCUGUGUUACACUCUGCUGAAAAGGGUCAUUGUUUGGACACAUGAGAAGCGUCAGUGAACUGCAGGAUAAAAGGCAGAGAAGCAGCAGGGGCUGUCAAUACCUGCCUCAACACACCUGCUGAUCCUGAACCAGCCACACUCCCACUUCAUCUCCAUCAUCACCAUGGAGUUGCUCAGUAUGUCUCUCACACUCUGCACCCUUCUGACCCUGAGCCGAGCCUCACCGGUCAACUACACCAUGUCCAUGCACAUGGGCCUCUGCGAGUACUUGAUGCAGCACAGCCAAAACACUAUCGGAGCAUUCGUCCCGCAGUGUGAUGCCAACGGGAAUUUCCUCCCACAGCAGUGCUCGGGGUCGACCGGGUACUGCUGGUGCGUCAACGUCAUCACCGGAGGGGAGAUACCGAACACGAGCACACCGCCGGGGGCCCCACGUGUUAACUGUGAUAAACAAAGCUCCAGCUCAGAGAGUGAGGAAGAGCAUGGUGGGCAUCAUGAGACACAUCAGACAGAUAAACAAAGCUCCAGCUCAGAGAGUGAGGAAGAGCAUGGUGGGCAUCAUGAGACACAUCAGACAGACAGCAAUAUCUACUGCCCCCACGGCUGGUCCCGCUUUGGCAAACGGUGCUUCAUCUUCAUCGACAGCCCGAAGACAUGGGCUGAAGCCGAGAAUUACUGUCUGUUUGAAGGGGCCAACCUGGCAUCAAUCCACAGUGAUGAGGAGAAUCACUUCAUCCAGGAUCUGACCAGAGGAGACUCCCACGACUUCCCUGAAACCUGGAUCGGUGGCUACGAUGCCAUACAUGACUCUUUUUGGAUGUGGAGUGACGGCUCCAAGUUUAACUAUGAAAACUGGUACAAGGAGUACGAAAUGGAGAAAACUGAGGACUGUCUGGAGAUGAAUCAUGGAUUUGAGUUGAAGUGGAACUCUGACUCCUGCAAUGAGACUCACCCUUCUGUUUGUGCCAAGAUGAUCUGAACUCAGACCCAACAAUCGAAAACCAUCGGACAAGGUCCUAGGCUACACGUGCUGGAUCCAACAGUUGGAGUAAAGCUCUCUCUCCAAAAUGAGUUCCUCUCUCUUUUUUCCUUGUCUUCGUUAUAUAUGAUUAACAGAUAUUAGUUUUGUUUGCAGAGAUGUGGCUACCGAAGAUAUGGUUCGAGUCUGGCUAAUCCACCUACAACGAUUUAGUCCAGAUCUAUCCAUCCGAGCUCACUGUUGCUCUGAUUCUGGGCUAACCAGUCUUACUUGUGCCGUUUGUGUCAUAUCUGGGUCAGCAUAUUACCUCCUUCUUUUGUAUUAAGUGAAUACAAUCCACUAUGCUGCAAGAAUUGCAAUUCUAAUAUCAAUAAAACUGUCAAUAACACUGAA